CACUGGGCAUUUGUAUCAGCUGGUGCGUUUGUUUACCUACAGUUUUGCCGGUUUGCCUGAUUCGCGCGCACUAAACCAAUUUGGUGGAUCAAAGCAGUGUAGUUUAUUGUGCAUUUUAGCGUACGAUUGUGCACUUGAACCAAACAACAAUGUUGGAAAAAUCGCUAAUGUUAUCCAAGUUCCGGGGAAGCCUGCUGGGUGUGCUGGUAGGCGAUUGCUGUGGAGCACCUUUCGAAGGUCAACUCAUGGACAGUGGAGCAAAAUUAAUUUUGAGGAAAAACCUAGACAAACUCGAAGGACCCGCUUUCAAUGCGCCUUACAAAAAGUACACGGACGACACAGCAAUGACCAUACAGACGGCGAAAACGUUCCUCGACCCGAAAGGAUAUUCGCAGAAGCUGCUGGCAAAAAACUACGUGGUCGAGUUCUUCAAAGAACCGAACCGUGGGUACGGUGCAGCGGUAGGGGAAGUGUUCCGCAAAUUGAGGCAAACAAAGAUUGCCGACCCAACGGGUCCCGCCAUGGCACAGUUCAACGGCAGUGGAUCGUUCGGCAAUGGUGCAGCGAUGCGAGUGUCCCCAGUGGCGCUGUACUGCGUGAACAAGAGUAUCGAUGAGCUGGUUCGGUUGGUAAAGGAAUCGUCCGAGGUAACACACACCAACGUGCUCGGCGUGAACGGUGCCAUCCUGCAGGCACUAGCUAUCCGGCAGAGCCUGCUGCUGAAUCCGAACGAACCAUUCUGCUGGAAAACGUUCCUUGCCGAACUGAAACAGCAGAUGGUGAAAAUAGAGCAGGAAAAUGAUCCCGAUUUGGAUGCAAACCCGAACGCGUACGAGAAACAGCUGGUGAAUAUGGAAAAACUGCUAGCCAACCAGAUCGAACCGUCGGAUGAGAAUGUGUUGAACCUGUUGGGACACAGUGUGGCAGCGUUAUACUCCGUCCCAACGGCCGUUUACUGCUUCCUGCGACACACGCAGGAUUUGCUGAAAGACACGGACCGUAAAUCGUUCCGCAAUACGCUUGAGUAUGCCAUCUCUCUCGGUGGGGAUUGUGAUACGAUCGGGAGUAUGGCCUGUGCGAUCAGUGGCGCCUACUUUGGCGAGACGGUGAUCUCAUCCGCAUUGCUGAAGCAUUGCGAAAGUGCCGAAAGUGUCGCCGGGCUUGCUGAGCAACUGUUUGAAGUUGCCGGUGCAAAGUAGGCUGUUGGUAGAUUGAACCGUUUCUAAAAUCAAGGUAGGCGUUGAUAAAAUAAAGCAGAGUCAGUCUAA
This is a messenger RNA of Anopheles stephensi (Asian malaria mosquito), 1268 nucleotides long. RefSeq names its product ADP-ribose glycohydrolase ARH3-like. Bases 150 to 1199 code for a protein of 349 amino acids. Gene Ontology annotation, cellular component: mitochondrion; nucleus. NCBI's taxonomy places the organism in Eukaryota, Metazoa, Arthropoda, Insecta, Diptera, Culicidae. The record is from RefSeq and is a predicted model, not a curated record. The transcript is spliced from 3 exons.